UUGACAUCCAACGAAGAAGAAGGGGGACGUAGGUCGCUGAGGAAGAAGGGGGAAGAUGUCUCUGACGAGCUUUUUACCGGCGCCCACCCAGCUCUCGCAAGAUCAGCUGGAAGAAGAAGACCGACUUCGUGCCCAGAAGUCGUACUCAACUGCCUUGGUUGCUUCCCGAAGGGAGCCACCUCCAUACGGGCACAGAAAUGGAUGGAUGCCUCGAGCUGUGGAGGACUUUGGAGAUGGGGGUGCUUUUCCAGAGAUCCAUAUGGCACAGUUUCCUCUGGAGAUGGGUAGGCAAAAGAAAACCUCCAAUGCCUUGACCAUGCAGGUGGAUGCGGAGGGAAAAGUCAAAUAUGAUGCCAUAGCAAGACAAGGACAAAGCAAGGACAAGGUGAUCUUCAGUAAGUAUACGGAUCUACUUCCCAAAGAAGUAAUGAAUGAAGACAUCCCAGAGCUACAGAAGCCAGAUGAGGAAGCUGUACAAGAGCUGACUGAGAAGACUCGUGUGGCCCUCAGCAAGCAGGUAUCACAAAAGAUUGCUGCUGCCAUGCCUGUGCGAGCAGCAGACAAACAGGCCCCAGCACAGUACAUCAGAUACACCCCAUCCCAGCAGGGAGUGGCUUUCAACUCUGGAGCCAAACAAAGAGUCAUCCGCAUGGUGGAAAUGCAGAAAGACCCCAUGGAGCCGCCACGUUUUAAAAUCAACAAGAAGAUCCCUCGUGGACCUCCUUCCCCCCCAGCACCUGUCAUGCAUUCUCCAAGCAGAAAGAUGACAGUUAAGGAACAACAGGAAUGGAAGAUUCCUCCAUGCAUCUCCAACUGGAAGAACGCUAAGGGUUACACCAUCCCUCUCGACAAGCGUCUGGCGGCUGAUGGCAGGGGGCUGCAAACCGUUCACAUCAAUGAAAACUUCGCCAAGCUGGCUGAGGCACUCUACAUUGCUGAUAGAAAAGCCAGAGAGGCGGUGGAGAUGAGAGCCCAGGUGGAAAAGAAGAUGGCCCAAAAGGAGAAAGAAAAGAAAGAGGAGAAACUCAGGGAGUUAGCCCAAAUGGCCCGAGAUCGCAGAGCAGGAAUUAAAAGCCACGGGGACAAAGGUGGAGAGGACGGCGAGGCAAGGGAGCGUGAUGAGAUCCGCCACGACAGAAGGAAAGAGAGACAACACGACAGGAACAUUUCCAGGGCAGCCCCUGAUAAGAGAUCCAAACUGCAACGGGACCAGGACCGAGACAUUAGUGAGCUCAUCGCUCUGGGUGUGCCUAACCCUCGCACCACCAGCGAGGCUCAAUAUGACCAGCGACUCUUCAACCAGAGUAAAGGAAUGGAUAGCGGCUUUGCCGGUGGUGAGGAUGAGACGUACAAUGUGUACGACCAGCCUUUCCGCAGUGGCAGAGACAUGGCCUCCAACAUCUACCGACCCAGCAAAGCCAUCGACAAGGACGCCUAUGCCGAUGACUUUGACACACUCAUGCAAAACAACAGGUUUGUUCCCGACAAAGAGUUCUCAGGUGCUGACCACGGGCAGAGACGCGAGGGGCCUGUCCAGUUCGAGGAGGACCCCUUCGGCCUGGACAAAUUCUUGGAGGAGGCCAAGCAGCAUGGUGGCUCCAAGAGAGCGUCCACCAGCAGCCGCUCCAAGGACGACUACCACGACAAAAAGCGCAGAAAGGAGUGAACCACGCCCUAGAGAAUGGGAUGUUUGUCUACACACAGGUGUUUUAUUCCACUCAAAUGUCUGUAGGGAUUUUUUUUUUCU
Phycodurus eques (leafy seadragon) is the source of this 1747-nucleotide messenger RNA. RefSeq names its product SNW domain containing 1 (gene snw1). NCBI's taxonomy places the organism in Eukaryota, Metazoa, Chordata, Actinopteri, Syngnathiformes, Syngnathidae. The transcript has 14 exons. The record is from RefSeq and is a predicted model, not a curated record. The coding region runs from base 56 to 1666 and encodes 536 amino acids. Gene Ontology annotation, cellular component: spliceosomal complex. Gene Ontology annotation, biological process: mRNA splicing, via spliceosome.